Messenger RNA from Giardia duodenalis, 3096 nucleotides. RefSeq lists its product as uncharacterized. The coding region runs from base 1 to 3096 and encodes 1031 amino acids. Gene Ontology annotation, cellular component: small-subunit processome; nucleolus; 90S preribosome. NCBI's taxonomy places the organism in Eukaryota, Fornicata, Diplomonadida, Hexamitidae. Gene Ontology annotation, molecular function: protein binding. The transcript has a single exon. The record is from RefSeq and is a predicted model, not a curated record. Gene Ontology annotation, biological process: maturation of SSU-rRNA from tricistronic rRNA transcript (SSU-rRNA, 5.8S rRNA, LSU-rRNA).
AUGGAAAAGUGUCCCAUCUGUCGCGCUGAUGUUCCGUCUGUGGGUGACACACUCUCCGAUCCUAUCACAGAUCACUUCAGAUCAGGAUUGUGCACCCCGGAGAAAUAUGAGUUUGAUGUCCUCGACCUUUCUGCAUUCCACCCUACUAAUAUCUUUGUGCUCCUAGACACUCUUGGAAAAAUUCCAAAUCUGCGCCACCUCUGGCUCAAGCUCCCGUGCCCCGUUUCCCAGCGACCAGCAGCUACCGUCUACGAGAGGUUUACAUCUAUGCUUUAUCAAGAGAUUAGUGUGAGAAAGCAUGUUUCAGACAGUAACUUCCUAUCCUGGCUUGGGUUCUCCUCAGCUGUUCGACAGCGUGGAGAGGCAGAACCUAAAGAUACUUUGCGUUCAUCUUCUGUGCAAGUGCACGCGUUAUCCACAAAGCCACAGCAUUAUUCACAGCCUAUAGAUACUAAACAUCCCGUUGAAGCACCCGUUUCUUCAACCUCCAUUGAGAGUGAGCGGCAGAAGGCUGGUGACGUCUAUGAAGUACUUCUCAAGAGCACUAGCCACGUUUGUAUACGUUGUGCUAUACUUCAAGUGCCCUUCGAGGAAAUCACUGAAACCUCACGCUUGCUCAUAUCAUUUACUAAAGUGAAAGACCUUACAGACUCGACUCACGAAAUAGACCUGUUGAACAUCCUGCGUCAAGGAGGUAUCUUUCUUUCUGAACGAAUGCUUCUUGAACAUCUACACCAUACAGACACUACCACGUUUCCUGCAAGAACUACCAAUCCUACACGCAUAAGAGCUGAGCAGGGCCUUGAGGAAGCUCAGCUAAGGCAAUAUAAAAGCACUGAGAGACAGCAAUCUGCAUCCUUGUCCGGUUGCAGCUAUGAGCAUAUGGCUGACCAUUCAUCGAGCAUCAACUAUUACAGUGAAAAGAGAGUUUCUCCGGGCACCGGUUUUCAUCGAUUUGCAUACACUGCGUCUGGAGAUGCCCACACAUCAGAUGUCCUGAUUAGUGAUCGGGGCCAUCUCACGAUACAGAGUGCAGAUUUCGAAGGUUCUUCGUCGCUUGCACCAGCAUUCGAGUUAUCAUACAAUACUGCAGGCGAGUCCCCUGCAGGCAAUACAAACGAUAUGGACUUAAACCAUCUUAUAUCUGCUAAAGCCCUUUUACAUAAUCAAGACAGUCCUCAGGUGGAUUGCUUGUCUUUUCCAGAGGAUAAGAAAUCUUCUCUGGCACAAAAAAGUGAAGUCCAGGCCUCCCCUUCUUUAGAGCAAUCCGAACAAGAACAAAAGGGCCAGGGAUCUGAUAUCCAGGGCACCGGAGAGCUUCGUCAAUCUAAGUCGUUCUUUAGUUACGUUCUCAAGAGUAUCAUACGCCAAUUCAAGGGAGAGGACAGCGCUACAAAACUCUCAAUAAUGAGCGGUCUACUGGACUCCAUCAGAUACGAUCUUCCGACCAUUGUUGUUAGGCGCCUUAUGUCAAUUGGUACACGACCCGAUUACCUUCCCCUUCUUUCUGCUUUGCUCCCCUCCCUCAAGACGAUUGAUGGCGUCUCCAUUGCACCUACAAAGCAGCGCGAAUACGUGAAGGAGAUACAGAGUCGUUACUCUUUUCCUCACUAUCUCAUACUGGAAAGGCUAGAAGAUAAGGCGUCCAUCUCGAAGAAGAAGAAAACAGACCGAGCUGCGAAGAGUGCAUCAUCCAUCGAUUCCCGAGGCACUUUUCCGAUAAUGAGGAACAGACCCUCCUUAUACUUUCAAGAGCUGGAGGGUCAGUACCAUAGCUGGCGAUUUACACCCACCAUUAUGCCUUUAGACCUUCCUGCGCGUACAGCGAAGAAACUCUGUGCACGCCACAUCUCUAGGAUCAUUGAGCCUAGAAGCUACAGUAUUUUUAAUGUGUCCUCUCUUGGUUCCCCAUUUCGUCUUUCAACAACACCACCAGAAUUGCCGACGGAGUCCACCUUUUCCUUGAUGUCUAGGUUCGGUCGCCCAAGCGUACUCCGUGCUUCCCCUUACAAUUCUGAUAUUGCGAUCGGUACUGAUCAAGGAGAUGUGUUUGUUAUUGAUGGAUCGGCGCCUCUUGUUGAGUCUAUGCAUCGCUAUGUUACAAUCACGGACUCGUCUAGGCGUGACUACGUGGUGGACAUUCCCUUCAUGCGCCGCAGGAAGACAGAGGGGCACAGCCAAGACUCCAUUGUGGCUCUCACGUGGCUGAGUUCCUCUGCAAACGUUAUUGUUGCAGCCACCUCCUAUGGUGAGCUGCUUUUUGGACACAUGCUCUAUGACUACUCACACAGUGCUGCGCAUAAGCAGCGACUGAAAAGCCAUAGCAUCGACGUUGGUCGUACCAUUUUAGACUUUGCCCUUAGAUCAUCCUUCAGCGAGGUUUAUUCCGUCGCUCAAGACGCUCUGCGCGUGGUCAACUACGAUUUAUGCACACUAGUUAAUGAUAUUCCCAUAACCAACCUCCUACCGGUGUCUGCAAACGAGCUGGCCCCACGGGCUCCACAGUUUACCAAAUGCAGCUACUCUCUGUCAUCCUCUCUACUAGGACUGGGUACGCUGUCAGGGCAGAUCUUACUUUAUGAUGUGCGCACACUGUCCUCCAGCUCCAAGCCUGUUCUUACAUUGGACAAGUUUUCUGGGCUACCUGUCGAGAGCAUCACAUUCGGCCUGGAUGGACACGUUAUUCUUUCUGCUGCACUUGAUGGACGAGUGCUACACUACGAUGUUCGCAGCGACCACGCUAAUCCAGCGGCAUCUGUUUACAAUUUUUCUUCAAUCCGCAGUGCAUAUAAUCACACAAAGGCUGCCUUUAUAAACACGUCUAAGAAAUUCCUUGUUUCGCAGCACGAUACGGGUGUGCUAAAGGUGUUUGACUAUCCAUCUGGAAAGCAAUUCUAUGAGAUCUAUAUGAACCCUCUCUUGAAGUGGAACAAUACCAACAUAAUAGACUUUGAUGAGCUUCCCAUGGCACCUUUCACGUAUGCGUGUGUUACUAGGACGAAUACGGUGUCCGAUGUGGGCGUCAUCUCUUUAAUAAAUAGUUCUAAAGGGUUUAUCACCGCACCAGGCGACAUAGAGCCAGAAUCCGGGUUGUAA